Molecule: messenger RNA, 1998 nt
Organism: Cololabis saira (Pacific saury)
Lineage: Eukaryota; Metazoa; Chordata; Actinopteri; Beloniformes; Belonidae
Gene: tatdn2
Product: TatD DNase domain containing 2
Exons: 7
Coding region: 1-1998 (665 amino acids)
Molecular function (GO): hydrolase activity, acting on ester bonds
Source: RefSeq, a predicted model, not a curated record
AUGGACAGUGGCAGACAGAAGGUGUCAUUUAAGUGGUUGCAUCGUGCUUCCACCUCACCCACAAGUCCUCAGGCGAAUACUCCUGGGUCAAGUGGCUGGAAUAAGAAUGAGGACUCAAGUUAUUUGCCCCUCAAUGAAUCCCCGGGAUCUGAGGUACUUGGAGCUCUGAGCCUGGACACCCCCAAGAGAAAAGCAGAGGUGCUCGGUGAGAGUGCCCCCUCUUCAGGUAAAAUCCAUCUGAGGAAGCUCUCCAGGAAAACCUUCGAAACUUUACAGGACACACUCAUAAAGACAUCACCCAAGCAGCAGGAAUCCCCGGAGAGUUCUGAUUCAUCUCAUUCUUUCAUCUUAAAAAAGAAGGAGAGGACACCUGAGGAGGGAUCAAAGGCUAUCUGCAGGAAAGCCUUGAUAGCAGCCAUUGGCAAUGCAAGAACUGAGGUCCCCAGCCCAGUAUCUCCUGAAACUACAAUUGUGGAUAGCAGCUGCUUUUCCUGCAGAUCUGAUAGUGAGUCUGAGGAUGUUUGCUGUCUUGAAGAGGAUCUGGACACUCCCCUUCGGGUGUUUAAAGACACAGAAUCCCAGGGUUGCAGCACAUGGCCAAAAAUAGAUAGAAAGAAUUCCGUGCUUAUCGAAAAUACCUGCCAAGGAAAGCUGUUUGCACAAGAAAAUGUGCUCAAAAUUCCUGUACCAGAGCAUAUUCCAGACUCUCGUUCUUAUUUCACAACUCGCCACAAUAGCCUGGAAUAUUUGACUCCGUUAGUGGACUCCCAGGAAGUUACAACACCCUCCGUUACCCUGUCAUCUACUAAUGAAGAUACUGGGAUCUCCCUGGAAGCUACUAAGGACACUGGGACGCCUUUUUCAUCAUUGCAAAGAACAGUCGUCGUGUCAUUCAAGCAGCCCUACCCACCAAAAAGUGGCCCUUCAAAUUCAUUCAGAGCUGAGUCUCACAAUUUUCACUCAUCCUUGAAGUCAAAUUUAUUGGAUCCCUUUGCUCCGUCACUAUGCUCAAAUGAAGGAAUAUCAAGCCCGUCCUUGACCUCUGCAGCUGCCCGCAGGAAGAGUGAUGGUAGCUCUUCCAUGCGUAAUUCUUCCAAACCCUUAGCUCACAGUUUCACUUCUUCAAGAAGGUUGUCCUUGGGUGCUGAACCUUUGUGUGCCAGUUACUCACACUCAGACACUCAGGCUGGUUUCAUCGAUACACACUGCCAUCUAGACAUGCUCUAUGGGAAACUUGGCUUCAGGGGGACAUUCAAGAACUUUCGUAAACUUUACAGGAACAGCUUUAGUCCAUCGUUUCAAGGCUGUAUUGCAGACUUCUGCAACCCAGAUGUCAUGGUGAAGGAAGCCCUGUGGGAAGGUUUACUGGCUGAAGACAUGGUUUGGGGUGCAUUUGGAUGCCAUCCACAUUUUGCUAAAUUCUACUCUGGCGUUCAAGAGCAUAACAUACUAAAUGCGAUGAGACAUCCAAAAGCUGUGGCAUAUGGGGAGAUCGGGCUGGACUAUUCCUACAAAAACUCCACUGACACGUCAAUGCAAAAGAAGGUGUUUGAGCGUCAGCUGCGCUUGGCAGUGGCCAUGCAGAAGCCUCUGGUGAUCCACUGUAGGGAUGCAGAUGAUGACCUUCUACCAAUCAUGAAGAAGUGUGUUCCCAGAGAAUACAAAAUUCACAGGCACUGUUUCACAAACAGUUAUUCUGUCAUUGAGCCUUUCCUGAAAGAGUUCCCCAACUUGUAUGUGGGCUUCACAGCCCUGAUCACCUACACCAAGGCCAACGAAGCCCGAAAUGCUGUCCGCCAGAUUCCUCUUAACCGCAUUGUUCUUGAGACGGAUGCGCCAUAUUUCCUACCAAGACAGGUCGGCAGAGAUGUCAGUCGGUUUUCCCAUCCUGGAAUGGGCAUCCACACUCUGCAGGAGCUGAGCUGGUUGAAGAGCGAAGAUAUGACCACAGUCCUCAACACCAUCCGAAACAACACCACUCAGCUUUACGGCAUAUGA